AUGAGCUUCAGCCAGUCGCGACGCAUUGUUUCGCUUGUGUGCGACUCCAUUCGAUCCUGCCAGAUGACAGAAGGACACGACGAUGUUGCCAUGAAGGAUGCGAGCAGUCUGUUCGAAGAUCCAGAAUGUGGCGUACUGGACCUCAAGGCAGACUGGAGAGACCUGUUCCUGUUGCUGCAUGCACUGCAGGCGUCCAAGCCGAUUCUGCACCAUCGAACUUCAUCCUCCCGCGUCGCAACUGGAGCCUCCGUCUUUGCAGACAUCGAGCAGGUCGCGUGGUGGAUUGUGCAGACAAGUAAAACCAUAGAGAAGCACGCGCUAGAGCAAGUGGAGCUCUUGGUAAACUUUGGAGGCAAACAGAUCCACUCUCGUGAGUGGAAAGCUCUGCUUUUGAUGGACCUCGCUUUCUUCUGGAUAGAGCUCAGCAGUUCGACCAAGACUCGAGCUGAAGUGCUCUGCAGUCUCUUUGAACGCUCUCAGAAGCCCACACAAAGAAAGGUUGCUGCACAAACUCUUUCUCGACUAUUUUGCUCGCAGUCGGGGAAGCUAUUUCCGCAUCUUAAUUCCAUUCAAGAUUGGCUGAGGUAA
Messenger RNA from Phytophthora infestans T30-4, 588 nucleotides. RefSeq lists its product as uncharacterized. The coding region runs from base 1 to 588 and encodes 195 amino acids. The record is from RefSeq and is a predicted model, not a curated record. The transcript is spliced from 5 exons. Lineage: Eukaryota; Oomycota; Peronosporomycetes; Peronosporales; Peronosporaceae.